CUUGACUCAUCAUCACGUUAGCGUGCAAGAAGCGUUUGAACUGUGCAUAAGCCAUAAUCCAAAAACCAUAAUAAGUUGUCAUUCUCAUAAUCGCUUCCACAUUGAUGCACUAAUCUGUUACCGUGGCUUCCUCAGGUUCACAGCAGGGAGGAUUAUCACGAAGAAAACCCUCUUCUUCAUCUUCGCAACAAUCACAAACCGGGUCGACCCGAAUCAUAUACAGAGAAUCCACGAUCCAUUCCGAAUCGGAGCUUCCGAUUUGGCAACGUAACUGGUUCAUCGCAUUUCUCUUCAUAAUGGCUCUCGGUUUCUUCGCUCUCGCUAUCUUCCUCUUCCUCACCCUCGAUCCUGAUGUUUCUCCUUCUUCCACCGCUUCUGCUUCCGCUGCUUCCUCCGAAGGCGUCGAGGUUCAGAUUACUUAUGGUUCGGUGAUUAAGUUGAUGCAUGAGAAGACGAAAUUUAGGUUGCAUUCUCAUGAUGUGCCGUAUGGUUCUGGAAGUGGACAACAAUCGGUUACUGGUUUUCCGAGUGUUGAUGAUGCCAACAGUUAUUGGAUUGUUAGGCCUGAGCCGGGAACUUCUGCUAAACAAGGUGACACCAUUAAAAGCGGAACCAUCAUUAGAUUACAGCACAUGAGGACAAGGAAGUGGCUGCACAGCCAUUUGCAUGCGUCCCCAAUAUCAGGCAAUCUCGAGGUCAGUUGCUUUGGUGGAGAAAAUGAAUCCGACACCGGAGACUAUUGGAGGCUUUUAAUAGAAGGAAGUGGAAAGACUUGGAAGCAGGAUCAGAGGUUUCGGCUUCAGCAUAUUGACACUUCAGGCUAUCUUCAUAGUCAUGAUAAGAAAUACAGUCGGAUUGCUGGGGGACAGCAAGAGGUUUGUGGUGUUCGUGAAAAGCGUGCUGACAAUGUCUGGCUGGCAGCUGAAGGUGUCUACCUUCCUGUUACUGAAAGCAAACAAGCUGAGUAGUAUCAAUAUUUUGUCCAAUUAGCAUUGAUUAUGUAAUUGAGAGGCUAGCAUUGGUCCUGAUAAUAGAUGCAGGCAGGCCCUUCUAUUAGUCUGUUGAAUACGUGCGCACUCUUAGGAUGAUAUAAUGAUAGAUAUAUUUUGUCAUAGGUUUACUUUGUUAUGAAGUAUUGCAGGCCCUUCAUCUCUCACAAAUACUUGCAGCAUGUUAUUCUUGUUGUGCAACGUGGUAAUGGGUAUUUUUUCAAUUAUGACUAAAUAUGAUGGAUUUACAGUAAAUAAAUGAAUCAAAUUUAACGCUA
This is a messenger RNA of Medicago truncatula (barrel medic), 1267 nucleotides long. Its product is annotated as stromal cell-derived factor 2-like protein. The transcript is spliced from 6 exons. NCBI's taxonomy places the organism in Eukaryota, Viridiplantae, Streptophyta, Magnoliopsida, Fabales, Fabaceae. Bases 297 to 968 code for a protein of 223 amino acids. The record is from RefSeq and is a predicted model, not a curated record.